GGCUCAAGUUCAGACAAGAGCCAGCGUGGCUCCAGAGCAUUGUUUCAAGCCUGGUGAGCGCAAUGACAAAGGCAGUUUACUACAAGCUUUGGGCUUCGACAGCAAAUUGGACACAGCGAAGCAACUACGGUUGGUACCAGGUGUGGUCCCGCUUUGCCCCAUGGACUUUCUAUGUGGCCGCGCCAACUGCUGCCUGGUACAGCUUCGGCUGGUGGAGUGAUGAGUGGAAGAAGAUCUUGACGCUCGGAAUUUACGAGCCUCCCUCCAUCCACUGGGACUACUGCAUGACAGGUCUGCGAUCCGACUUUGUCAAGUACCAUGCGCAGUAUCCGGGAAUUCCAUACAAGUGAGUGCAGUGGCGGUGUACGCUACUCUGAGCACAGGUGGCUUCAUUGUGAAAUCUUGGUUGACGUUGAGCUGUGACAAGCCAGACAGAAACAAAUGGUGGCCGAUUUGGAUGUGGAGCACUGCUUUCGUAUUCAUCACCAUGCAAAUCGGAUGUCC
This is a messenger RNA of Cladocopium goreaui, 504 nucleotides long. The record is from the annotation of a GenBank genome assembly. Lineage: Eukaryota; Dinophyceae; Suessiales; Symbiodiniaceae.